AUUUCAGAUGAUGGUCCAAAUUUACCAACCCGAAGCAAUGAAGAAUUUCGGCCGUUUAUACGACGUUUGCCAGAAUUUAAAUUUUGGUUAAGCAUUACAAAAAGUACAUUAAUUGCAGUCAUAUGUACAUUCUUUGAAUGCUUUAAUAUACCAGUAUUUUGGCCCAUUCUGGUUAUGUACUUUAUAACCUUAUUCUGUAUAACAAUGAAGAGACAAAUAAAGCAUAUGAUUAAAUAUAAAUAUUUGCCUUUCACCCGCAAUAAGCCACGUUAUCAACGUGUGCCUGAGCCAACAACGGCAGCAACAAAGUGACAAUUAGCCGCACAGACAUUGCCAGCAACUACAAGCGAUAAACUAGAGGAAAGUACCACCAUCAGCAAUGACACAACAAUAAAAUCUUUGGGUUCAGCUACAACAUUAUUAUCCUCCUCCUCCUUAUCCUCAGCAAUAGCAACAAACACUACAACAGCAGCAGCAACAGCAACAGCAUCAUCAGUAACUAAUGUAGCAAAACCACCGCAAAUUAUAAUGAUUGAUGAAUGAUUGAAUGUAAUAAUAAAUUCAUAAAAGAAAGUACACAAAAGAACAAACAAAAAAAAGAACCAAA
This is a messenger RNA of Lucilia cuprina (Australian sheep blowfly), 607 nucleotides long. RefSeq names its product protein RER1. The record is from RefSeq and is a predicted model, not a curated record. The annotation marks the transcript as partial. The transcript is spliced from 2 exons. Gene Ontology annotation, cellular component: Golgi membrane. Lineage: Eukaryota; Metazoa; Arthropoda; Insecta; Diptera; Calliphoridae. Gene Ontology annotation, biological process: retrograde vesicle-mediated transport, Golgi to endoplasmic reticulum; protein retention in ER lumen.